This is a messenger RNA of Colletotrichum higginsianum IMI 349063, 1329 nucleotides long. Its product is annotated as Formyl transferase. Bases 1 to 1329 code for a protein of 442 amino acids. The record is from RefSeq and is a predicted model, not a curated record. Gene Ontology annotation, biological process: conversion of methionyl-tRNA to N-formyl-methionyl-tRNA; biosynthetic process. The transcript is spliced from 4 exons. Gene Ontology annotation, molecular function: methionyl-tRNA formyltransferase activity. Gene Ontology annotation, cellular component: mitochondrion. Lineage: Eukaryota; Fungi; Ascomycota; Sordariomycetes; Glomerellales; Glomerellaceae.
AUGACGUGGCUGGCCCUCCGACCAGCAGCCUUUGCGCGGGCCCCCCCCUUCGGCCUGACGUGCCGGCCGGGCCUGCGACCCUACUCGGCCGCGGCCGCAGCCGCCGGCGUCUCGGACCCGCUCCGGAUCCUGUUCUGCGGCUCCGAUGACUUCAGCUGCGCGGCGCUGGACGCGCUGGACGCCGAGAGGAGGCGGAACCCGGGGCUGAUCGAGUCGCUCGACGUCGUCGUCCGGCCCGGCAAGCUUUCGGGGAGAGGCAUGAAGAAGAUUCGCGAGGUACCAUUGAAGAGUCUCGCCGAGAAGCUCGAGCUGCCGAUUCAUGAGAGGGACACAUUCACCGGGUGGCAGCCACCGAAAGGCAUCAACCUCAUUGUCGCCGUGUCCUUUGGUCUCUUCGUACCCCCGAGGCUGCUCAACCAGGCCAAGUACGGCGGGCUCAACCUCCACCCGUCCUUCCUCCCAGACUUCCGCGGCCCUGCACCGCUCCAGCACACGCUCCUCCAGCGCCGCACCCACACGGGCGUCACUCUUCAGACGCUUCACCCCAAAUCCUUCGACCACGGCGCCGUCGUCUCCUACACGCCGCCCAUCCCCAUCCCGGAGAACUGCACGACGCGGGACCUGCACGACCUCGUCACCCCGCUCGCCGCUGAGACCCUCGUCGACAGUCUGCGGAGGGGGCUGCACGUGCCCCCCGUCAACGACAUCGGCUGGCGGCCCACCCCGGAGGAGUUGGCGCAGCAGCCGCUCACCCACGCGCCCAAGGUGACGAGCCACGACCGCCAGAUGGACUGGCGGUCGUGGUCCGCCGACGAGGUCCUGCUGCGCCGGCGCGUGCUGGGGCCCGUCUGGUGCGCGGCCUUCCACCACGACAGCCAGACGGUCAAGAGGGUCCAGUUCGGCGACGCCGAGGUCGUCGAGCGGCCGCACCUGAUGAAGCAGUACCAGCAGCGGUGCGUCCUGCGCAGGGAGAACAAGCUCGCGAGCGACGACUUCCCCGACGAGGUCCGGGACGUCAGGAUGGUCUCGUGGGUGUGGAUGCCGCGGGGCAAGACGGAGGAACCCGAGUCGUGGGAGCUCAGCUUCACGCCGUACUUCCUGGACGAGGACGGCAAGAGCAUCCUGAUCGCCACCCCCGGCGGCGAAGGCUGCCUCAAGCUGUCGACCGUCACGGUCGAGGGCGGGCGGCCGAGGGCGGCGGCCGCGGUGGUUGGGGACUUCAGCGAGGUCGUCAAGGAUGAGGACGACGGCCACGGGCCGGGCCAGAAGGGGAGCGACUGGCUGUCGUGGGUCGGGACGGCUAUCGUGGCGCUCAUCCUGGGCGGUUAG